AUGGCGACGAGGAGCAAGUAUAGAGAGUGCCCGAAGAACCAGGCGGUCGGGAUCGGAGGCCACGUGGUGGACGGCUGCAGGGAGUUCCUGCCAUCUGGGCCAGACGGCCGCAUCGACGCCCUCAAAUGUGCCGCCUGCACCUGCCACCGCAACUUCCACCGCCUCGAGAACGACGACGACUCUGCUGCAGCACCGCGGCUCUUCUUCCACCACCACUACGCUGCCCUUCUCGCUCCCACGCCGCCUCAGCUUCCCCAACAUCCCUCGCCGCCAAAAGAAGGGAGAAGGGUGGUAAUCGAUGACAGAGAUGGAAGUUUCGUGGAACUAGCGAUUAGGGUUUUGUUUUUAUGUUAA
Molecule: messenger RNA, 354 nt
Organism: Linum tenue
Lineage: Eukaryota; Viridiplantae; Streptophyta; Magnoliopsida; Malpighiales; Linaceae
Source: the annotation of a GenBank genome assembly